Molecule: messenger RNA, 476 nt
Organism: Schistosoma intercalatum
Lineage: Eukaryota; Metazoa; Platyhelminthes; Trematoda; Strigeidida; Schistosomatidae
Source: the annotation of a GenBank genome assembly
UGCUAAAACAAAUUAUACUACCAAACAAAAGUUGAGUAAAUCUCUUAUGGAUGAUAAUGAUGGAAAUUCAUUUCAAUUUAACCCUGAUAAAUAUGUAUCACAUUUAUCAAAUGUUAGGCUUUCUGUAUUUGAGAAGGAAGCCCUAUCACUCGGAUUUAAUUUCUCCGUUGCACAUACCAAGAUUUCUGAUCUGUCGAUAGAUGCUCAAUUUGAAAAUCUCUAUGAUCAGUUGAACCCUCUUGUCCCAACCACCCUAGAUAGGAAAAAUUGGUUGACGUUGCCUACCACUUUCACAGUUCUCAAAUCAGACAAAGGAGUAUUUUAACUUCUAAACAUUUCGCCGCAUUAAAAAACCUCUAGAGUAGGUCAGAUAUUGUGAUCCUCAGACCUGACAAAGGUUCACGGGUGGUCGUUAUCAAUAAAUGUGACUAUAAAGAAAAAUGUUAUUUAUACUGGGUGAUCAGAGUAAAUUCUUG